Spizellomyces punctatus DAOM BR117 is the source of this 1766-nucleotide messenger RNA. RefSeq lists its product as uncharacterized. The transcript has 7 exons. Gene Ontology annotation, biological process: axonemal dynein complex assembly. The coding region runs from base 126 to 1676 and encodes 516 amino acids. The record is from RefSeq and is a predicted model, not a curated record. Lineage: Eukaryota; Fungi; Chytridiomycota; Chytridiomycetes; Spizellomycetales; Spizellomycetaceae. Gene Ontology annotation, cellular component: cytoplasm.
GAAAAGCUGGAAAUCUGACGCGCUUCUGAUGCUGACUAAGGCGCUAUUUCCGCUCUCGACUUUUUUCCUUGUCGACAUCUUGGUUAACUACUCUCUACUUGCGAUACACUGAUACAAUAUCCAAUAUGGCGGCAACGGAAGGAAGGAAGCUAGAUAUCACGCCAGAGGAAUACAAAAAGAUUGAACAGUCGUUGAAAAAUGAUCAAUUUCGCAGCCUGUUUAUGGAUUACAUGAAGGAAAUUGCUGACCCCGAGAACCGCAAGUUGUAUGAAGCUGAAUUGACGCAAUUGGAAGCUGAACGAGGCAACAAUAUCCGCUUUGUGAAACCCACUGCAGGCUACGUCGUCAAAACGGCCUUUGCACAGGGUGGCGAAAAAGUGUUUAUAAAUAUCUGUACCUCUCCUGAAAUUGCGGAAGCCAAACCCAAUACCACAUCUGCCGUUCAAGGAGCCGGACAGAGUUGGUCUAUACCUUACAGCCUUGCGCCAUCUAGGGAGGACGUUGAUCAUGCUAAUAAAAAGUGUACGGUUUAUGACUGCGUCUUCCAUCCCGAGACGUAUGCAAAAGGCGUGCGAAAUCCAAAAUUUGACAAACUGCUCGUGUCGACGGCUAUAGAAGGCAUCGAACGGCAGUUUAAUGUCAAACUGGAAAAAAAGUAUAAAACACCAAAGAUGAAAUUCAAGGGCACCCCUUCUACCACCGUGAUCCGAACCGCCGACCCAACACUAACACCACAAUCUGAUACAACAACCCAAUUCCUUGAACAGCUCCAAUCUGGAGUGAAACCCACAUCGACCUCGAAACCUGCCACACCCUCCAAACCACUCAUUCAAGAACUUCCAGAAACAAGGAAACACGCAUCAGCGGCUCCUGCAGCCGAAGUCGUUCCAAAAUGCACCAUCAUUCAUCGAGGUAUUAAUAAUGACUAUCAGCGGUUCACAGAGGAACGGGAAAAACAAGUUGGAGCAAGACCGGAUGCGUUGGUGGUCAGGAUUGAGUUACCUGGCGUGUCUACGGCAGCCCAAGUUGAUCUCAAUACCCAUCUUCAAUCCAUCGACCUUGUCGUUCCUCAGAAAUAUAAACUCAACCUCCCGUUACCCUUCCCUGUCCACCAUGAUCAUGGUACCGCAAAGUUUGAUCGGACAAGGCAAGAACUAGUCGUAACACUACCUGUCGUACCACCUCCAAAGACAUCCUUGCCUGAAUCGGAUGCACCGUUUGAAGAGGAUGAAGUUGGACAAGUUCCGCCCUCUCCGACUUGUUCUGAGCAGUCCGAUGGAUGGAUUAGAGUAAAGUCUCCCGAGGAGCUUCGGAAGGUGGACCAAUGCGAUGGGGAAGCGAAGGGAGACGGACAAGAUGAUGAGGAUGCGCUGACUUUGCAGGGUGCAUCCAAAUCAGAGCAUUUGAGUGCGGGCGAACAUAGCAUCAUGGACGAGGAGGUCUGCGAUACACCAAAGGACGUAGAACAAGAGAAUGUGGAAAUAGAUGGGCAUACUGCCAUUAUUCCUGCGGUACAACCAAACGAAACGACUACUCCUCCCAUCUCGCUGGACGAAUCCAACGAUUCAUCAAAGAGCCAAAUUACCUCUCAAGUUGGCAACGACAUUAAACAGAAGGCUGUACAACCAGUGUCAGUCCAAUUUGUGAAUACGCUCAUAUAUGAUUUAGAUGAUUAAGUGUGGCCAUCUGGGCAUAAUUUAUACAAAAAAAAAAAAAGAAAACUAUAGUUUCUAAAAUAGUAAUAUAUAUAAUUUAUUUUUAUCUCC